Necator americanus (New World hookworm) is the source of this 1467-nucleotide messenger RNA. RefSeq lists its product as uncharacterized. Bases 1 to 1467 code for a protein of 488 amino acids. Lineage: Eukaryota; Metazoa; Nematoda; Chromadorea; Rhabditida; Ancylostomatidae. The record is from RefSeq and is a predicted model, not a curated record. Gene Ontology annotation, cellular component: nucleus. The transcript has 14 exons. Gene Ontology annotation, molecular function: RNA polymerase II cis-regulatory region sequence-specific DNA binding; DNA-binding transcription factor activity, RNA polymerase II-specific. Gene Ontology annotation, biological process: regulation of DNA-templated transcription.
AUGAAUGUGGUGCAUGAUAACGCAAACGGAAACAUUCUGCAACCGAAAUUUGUCGGUGUUCAUGUGAAUAAGCAGAAGAACAGGAGUCCAACUCCAUAUAGCUCGAAGCACUGCGGUAGUCACUUCCAUGUAAUUCCGUUCAACGAGAAUAAUCCGAGUAUGCAGACGCAGGCACUAGAAAAUGCUUCAGAAUCGACGUUUGGGCAACCGCUACCACCGGCGGAUCCACAACAUAUUCAAAACAGACAUUAUGGACAAAACGCGCCUACUAACAGUGAUACGACUCGUUCACGAUCUCGAUCUACAGACGGUACAGAAAAUACUGAAGCUAGUCACAGUAAUCCUGCUCUAAAUGAGCCAUCCGUGCCGAUCUCGCAACCGGUGCAGAACCUCGGUAUGGCGCUUCAACACGCCACUUUGGACACUCAAUCGUUCACAAAUUUUAACAAUCCAGAUCUCUUCUCGUUCCAGCCGAAUUCACUACUUCAGUAUCCAAUGCUGUCAUCGUUCGGACGUAAUCCACAAAUGAAUGCGUUCGAAUCGAAGCCGGACGUUGGCCAGCUGCAGUCGCAGAUGCAGAUGCGCGAGGCGAAGCCGUACAAAUGCACUCAGUGUGUGAAAAGCUUCGCCAACUCGUCCUACCUCUCGCAGCAUAUGCGAAUUCAUCUGGGCAUCAAACCGUUCGGACCGUGUCAGUACUGUGGCAAAAAGUUCACACAACUUUCACAUCUACAACAGCAUAUACGUACACAUACCGGCGAGAAACCGUAUAAAUGCAAAUAUACAGGUUGUGAGAAAGCGUUCUCGCAACUCAGUAAUUUACAAUCGCACUCCAGAUGUCAUCAGACGGACAAACCAUUCAAGUGCAAUAGUUGCUAUAAAUGUUUCUCGGAUGAGCAAAGUUUACUGGAACAUAUACCGAAACAUAAGGAAUCGAAACAUUUGAAGGUGCAUAUCUGUCCGUUCUGUGGGAAAUCGUACACACAGGCCACCUAUCUGCAAAAACAUAUGACAAAACACGCGGAUCGAACGCGAGCGAAUCCACUUGGAGGUUUCCGACCAGAUUUCCCUGUCGAUCAACUUGACCUGAAUUCACCGUGGAAUGGUUUACCGAUGCCGGACAAUUCGCAUACGCAACAAUUCGACAUCAAUCACUUCGCUAAUCAAGCGAUGAUGUCACAAGCGGUGGCGAAUCACGGGAAUCCGUACAACAAUCCAGCACUACAGAACAGCGCCUUCACGCAAUUGCUGAACUUCCAACGGAAUGCCAACGCCGCCGCCACCGCAGCCGCUCCACGGUACAAUUUCGACUAUCCGGCGAACACGAAAUCCAGCGAUCGGCCUGCAGGAUUCAACAUGAUCACGCCGCUUGAGAACAUCCAACGUUACACACAGCAGAGCGGCUCAACAGCUAGCACUCAUCAGCAGUUCUCGUCUAGUAUAAUCAACCAAAUGAAACCGUACUAG